GCCCUUCUCGGAGCUCAAUCUUCUUUCUCUCUAUCAAUUACAAGCCUACUUCGUUUCAAUUCAAUUCAUUUUUUUUUAGCGAAACCUUAUACCCAACCGUCACAAUGGCUAAGAUUGCUAUCGUUUUCUACUCCAUGUAUGGCCACAUUGCCAAGUUGGCCGAGGCUGAGAAGAAGGGUGUUGAGGCUGCCGGUGGCCAGGCCGACAUCUACCAAAUUGCUGAGACCCUUCCUGAGGAAGUCUUGGCCAAGAUGGGCGCUGCCCCCAAGACCGACUACCCCAUUGCUAAAGCUGAGACUCUCCUUGAAUACGAUGCCAUUCUCUUCGGUAUUCCCACCCGAUUCGGAAACUUUCCUGCCCAGUGGAAGACCUUCUGGGACAGGACCGGUGGCAUCUGGGCCAACGGUGGUUACUGGGGCAAGUCUGCCGGUGUCUUCAUCUCUACCGGUACCCUCGGUGGUGGUCAGGAGUCCACUGCCAUCUCUGCCAUGAGCACUUUGGUUCACCACGGUUUCAGCUUCGUCCCUCUCGGAUACAAGCACUCUUUCGGCCAGCUCUCCAACCUCUCUGAGAUUCACGGCGGUAGCCCCUGGGGUGCCGGUACCUUUGCCGGUGCUGACGGUAGCCGUCAACCCACCGCUUUGGAGUUGGAAAUCGCCGAGAUCCAGGGCAAGACUUUCUACGAGCGUGUUAGCAAGUGACUAGAUGGUACCCCAGAGAAGAAAGCCGAAGUGCAAUCUACUCCAGCAGCAACGAAGGAGUCUACCACCAAGCCUAGUCCGGCUAAGGAUGGCAAGGAGGACAAGGAAGGUCCUUGUGGAUUGCCGGUGAAGUGCGCUGUUAUAUAAAUGAUUGAUGUAAUUUCAUAUCCAUAUACGUAUAUAUUAUGAUAAAUAAAUGACUUCAUAUAUUCACUUG
This is a messenger RNA of Talaromyces stipitatus ATCC 10500, 918 nucleotides long. Its product is annotated as protoplast secreted protein 2 precursor, putative. Gene Ontology annotation, molecular function: FMN binding; NAD(P)H dehydrogenase (quinone) activity. The record is from RefSeq and is a predicted model, not a curated record. The transcript has 4 exons. The coding region runs from base 105 to 701 and encodes 198 amino acids. Lineage: Eukaryota; Fungi; Ascomycota; Eurotiomycetes; Eurotiales; Trichocomaceae.